This is a messenger RNA of Ylistrum balloti, 2105 nucleotides long. Its product is annotated as cyclic AMP-dependent transcription factor ATF-2-like. Lineage: Eukaryota; Metazoa; Mollusca; Bivalvia; Pectinida; Pectinidae. Gene Ontology annotation, molecular function: cAMP response element binding; DNA-binding transcription factor activity, RNA polymerase II-specific. Gene Ontology annotation, biological process: regulation of transcription by RNA polymerase II. The record is from RefSeq and is a predicted model, not a curated record. The coding region runs from base 94 to 2016 and encodes 640 amino acids. The transcript is spliced from 11 exons.
AAAAUAGUAAAAACCCAGGAUCAUUACCGAGGUUAGGACGCUAUAGUGGUUCCCGUGACGGUGCUUCUCUGUGAGGCCACUGGACACAAGGACAUGGAAGAUGAUAAACCGUUUGUGUGCUCACAGAAUGGUUGUGGACAGCAAUUCACAAAUGAAGAUCACCUUGCUGUGCAUAUGAGGAAACAUGAGAUGUCACUGGCUUUGAAUUUACAAAGUGGUAGUACUCUCAACACCUUGACUCCAGGGCGGUCACCAGGGCGGUCACCCAGUGGCAUGGGGGCGGCUGGACUCUUCUUAGAUCAGACACCUACCCCAACUAAGUUUCUACGCAAUUGUGAAGAAAUUGGGCUCUUUCAGGAAUUAAAAAAUCCAUUUGAGGAAGCAUUUAAAAAGGCAUUGGACACUGAUGGUGCUGUAUUGCAGAGUGGUAGUCCGUUUCCUGGUCCAAGUUCAAAUGAAUUGAACACUCCGAUACCACAUCCCACACCGAAGAUCAUACAUGGGAUCAAACGCGAGAAAGUCGACCCAGAUGAUCUUAUUGAUAAUGACAAUAACAUGGCCCUCAAUCUAACAAAACUGAAGACGAUAGAACCAACGUCAACAACUGACGAGGACAGUGAUGUCAUUGUGAUGUCAGUUGAUGACCAACCAAAGAUUACCGCACCAUCUGUUUCCUUGGCGACUGGUCCUACUGCUGGCCCAUCUGUUUCAUCUAAUCUGUUAGUGACGGCUGCACAGUCAACAACUGUCUCACCUCCCAAGACAACGAUAGGCGUGGCCACUCCUGUAAUACAACCCCCACAGUUUGCGACCUGUAUGCAAGUGUUUCUUCAACUUCCCUCAGGACAGACUGUUCCAGUUCAGAUUCCUGCCACCAUUACCAACCCUGGGAUACAGACCAUCACAAAUGGUGGCAUACAAAAUACAUCUAAUGCUGGUGUUCAACAGCCUGUAGCAAACCAAGGGUUACAAACAGUCACACCCAACUUACAAACAAUCACAAACCCCGGGCUUCAGAACAUAACAAAUGCCAACGUCCAAAAUAUAACAAAUGCUGGUGUUCAGAACAUCACAAACCAAGGUGUGCAGAUUGUGCAAGGAUCAACAGGCAUGCCACAGAAGAUUCCGACCCCGGCAGUGGUCACACCAUCCAGUGGUCCAUCCCCAUCGGUCAGUCCUGCACCUCAGUCUGUGCUGACACACUCCCCGGUCAAACAGCAGCCGUCAGGAGCAGGCUUGGCCCAGUCCUCUCUAACUAAACAGAGAUUAAAAGCAGCCCUUCAACAACAAACCGUGCCAUCACCAGGGUCACAGAAAGCAUCAUCCCCAGCAACCAGAGUGAUACAGAUGUCACCUGACCUCAACACAGCCAAUCAAAUCACAGUUAUUUCCAGUACAACAAACUAUGCUCCGGGACCAAGUAUGUCGCCAAUGUCGGAGACAAGUGUGAGCAUAGCAUCCGAUGUGUCGUCACCCGACACCGACAUGCCACUUCUAAAAAGAAUUAAAAAAGAUGAAAACAAUUCUGAUGAUAGGAGAGUAAAAUUUCUCGAAAGAAAUCGUGCUGCAGCCGCGCGAUGUCGACAGAAGAGAAAACACUGGAUCACAAAUCUGGAGAGGAAAGGGGACGAACUUCAGAUGGUCAACAAUCGACUCAUGUCUGAAGUGAACGGCUUGAAGAGUGAAGUUGCUCAAUUGAAGACAUUACUUCUGGCUCACAAAGACUGUUCUGUCACCCUUCAGCAGAAAUCACAAGGGCAGUUUCCAUACCAAGCAUUUUCUAUGCUGGAAGGUACAGUGGCCAGUGCUAACGAGACAGGAGUCAUCCUGGAAACUGACGCUACAGGUGCUACAACAGGGACUUCAACAGCGACCUGGGUGACGGCCUCAGCACCAACAGUGAUAAAAACAGCUGUUUCCACACCAACAAACAGCUCCAUAUCAGGGCAAAAGACAAUAACAAUUAUUCCCAAAGUCAUUCGAACAGAAAGCACAAAACCUAUUCGGAAGAAAUGACACAGGGUUAUCACCAUAGCAACCUAAUUUAUAACUUGUUGUCUUGUAUACUCUUACCGGCAGCCAACUACAGCUUUUAUCUAUGUCUA